UAUUUCAUAGUUCCCUCUUCUGGGAUGAGCUUGAAAGGAGCUCCAGUUGCCUGGCCAGUUGCACUUGUGACCAUGAUGCUUAAGCGCUGCUUUCUAGGCUUCCUCCUCAGCCUCUUCUUGACUGGUGGAGUAGGACCUCAGCCAGCUCGUGACUCUCUGAAGCCUCAGAGGGUUCGAUUUCAGUCGCGAAACUUUCAUAAUGUCUUGCUCUGGCAGCCUGGGUGGGCACUCAGCAGCAACAGGAGCGUCUAUUUUGUGCAGUACAAAGUGUAUGGUGAGAGAGAGUGGAAACAUAAGGAGGAAUGUUGGGGUACUCAGGAACUCUUUUGUGACCUUACAAACGAAACCUCAGACCUGCAGGAGCCUUACUAUGGGAGGGUGAGGGCGGCCUCGGCAGGGAGCUACUCGGGCUGGAGCAUGACGCCACGCUUCAUUCCCUGGUGGGAAACAACAAUUGAGCCUCCAGUCAUAAAUAUAACCAGAGUUAAUGGAUUGUUGUCCGUGGUUCUCCAUGCUCCAGAUUUCCCAUAUAGACACCUGAAAGGAAAAACAAAAUCAAUGGAAAAUUACUAUGAACUAGAAUAUCGAGUUUUUAUAAUGAAAAAUUCACUAAAAAUGGAGCAACAACUCUAUGAAGGGCCUCGCAGAGUUGUUGAAGUUGAAGCACUCUUACCUCACUCUGGAGCCUGCCUCAUGGCUGAAAUAUACAUACCCAGGCUUGACCGAGGAAGCCCCAGGAGUGCAAAGACAUGCGUGGGAGUUGCAUAAACUGGAACAACGUGCUCUGAAGGAUGAAGAAGUCCAGCGGCUUGUCUUAUUGAAAGUCAUUUUUUUAUUUUCUUAAUGCAGCAUUCACUGUUACAUUUCAGGGCCUUCUUUGUUUAUCCAUUUUUCUUUUUUAAAAAAUAACAUGCUUUUUGAUCCUCUUCUUUUAUUAGUAUGUGUGAGUAGUACAAAAUACUAGUAUUCCUUGUAUGGAAUUGGUCCAUGUGAAGAGCACAUCUUAAUUCCCGUUUUCACCCACUUCUUCUCCCCCCACAUCACUUGAUCCUUUUCCAUUUGACAAAGAUCUAUCUCACUACUUCCUAUUAUCAAUCUUUUAUUUUGCUCUUUAUUUAUAUUUUGGUUUUCUCAUCUAAGAGAAAACAUGUAAUAAUUAAGCUUGUGCAUCUGAUUUAUUUCACUUAAAACUAGGGUCUCAAGGGGUAUCCAAUUUCCUACAAAUGACUCAAGUUUAUCUUUCUUUAUGGCAGAGUAUUACUCUGGAUUAAUAUCUAGAUUAAGGUUACCACCAAUAACAUGUAAAUGUUAAAUGAAGUCUACUCAAUAUAACUUCCCUUCAUUUAGUACAUACCCACAUGAAGAUUACCUUUUCUAUUUUUGCUUUUAAUGUUGCCUUGUAUGAAUUUAUUGUUGGUCUCCAAAUGAGGUAUAUUUUUCAGCAAUAAAGAGAAAAAGAAACCUUAA
Chinchilla lanigera (long-tailed chinchilla) is the source of this 1467-nucleotide messenger RNA. RefSeq names its product interleukin 22 receptor, alpha 2 (gene Il22ra2). NCBI's taxonomy places the organism in Eukaryota, Metazoa, Chordata, Mammalia, Rodentia, Chinchillidae. The coding region runs from base 25 to 768 and encodes 247 amino acids. Gene Ontology annotation, molecular function: protein binding; interleukin-22 receptor activity. The transcript has 5 exons. The record is from RefSeq and is a predicted model, not a curated record.